AUGCCCAACGAGGCGUCCUUCAGCAAGCCGUCGGCUCCGUCCGAGCAGCCCGCGGGGAGCAAGGCGGCGGGCCCCGGGGCCAGUCACGGCGCGGCGGCCGGCAAGAAAGUGCCGCGGCUGCCCAAGUGCGCGCGGUGCAGGAACCACGGCUACUCCUCGCCGCUGAAAGGGCAUAAGCGUUUCUGCCUGUGGCGAGACUGUCAAUGCAAGAAGUGUAGCCUGAUCGCGGAGAGGCAGAGGGUCAUGGCCGCCCAGGUGGCCCUGAGAAGGCAGCAAGCGCAAGAGGAAGAACUGGGCAUCAGCCACCCCAUCCCUUUGCCGACUGCCACAGAAAUGUACGUGAAGAAAGAGAACAACGUUAAUGGUUCCUGCGUACUGCUGGAGAGCAGCAGCCCCCCACAGGCCACAGCAACCACAGGAACUGCAGGGUCUGCCCCAUCAGCAGAGAGCCAGAUGCUCAUACAGAACAUUCCUUUGAGCAGCAGAGGGCACCUGGAGAGCACACCUGACUUAGUUGUGGACUCCACCUACUACAGCAGUUUUUACCAGCCAUCUCUGUAUCCUUACUACAACAACUUAUACAACUACUCCCAAUACCAAAUGGCCGUGACAAGUGAUACCACCUCUGGAGAUGUGGGGAGUUCCUUGGUAGGAUCCCCUGCUAAAAACAGCCUCCCGAACUUGGCAGCUUCCAGCAAACUGUCUAUAUGUCAAUGCUUCAGUCCGAGGAAACCCAGUUGGCAGGUUAAAAGCCCAGAGAACCGUCAUGGCAUGAGUUCCCAAUAUAGGAUGCAUUCAUACUAUCCCCCCACGUCCUACUUGGGACAGAGUGUUGGGACCCCUGCCUGCAUUCCCCAGAUUUUCACUUUUGAGGAGAAUCCUUCUUUCUCCGAAACAAAAGCCAAUGUAUUUUCACCACCUAGUAGCCAGGAUUCCGGCUUGGUUUCCCUUUCCAGCAGCUCUCCCAUCAGCAGUGAGGGUACCAAAGCUGUACUGGAGUGUGAGUCAACCUCUGAAUCUGGCACCUUUGCUGUUAAUGCUGUCCUGGAAGAUGGCGAAUGA
Molecule: messenger RNA, 1062 nt
Organism: Sphaerodactylus townsendi
Lineage: Eukaryota; Metazoa; Chordata; Lepidosauria; Squamata; Sphaerodactylidae
Gene: DMRT1
Product: doublesex and mab-3 related transcription factor 1
Exons: 5
Coding region: 1-1062 (353 amino acids)
Biological process (GO): sex differentiation; regulation of transcription by RNA polymerase II
Cellular component (GO): nucleus
Molecular function (GO): RNA polymerase II cis-regulatory region sequence-specific DNA binding; DNA-binding transcription factor activity, RNA polymerase II-specific
Source: RefSeq, a predicted model, not a curated record